Toxorhynchites rutilus septentrionalis is the source of this 3107-nucleotide messenger RNA. RefSeq lists its product as uncharacterized. The record is from RefSeq and is a predicted model, not a curated record. Bases 44 to 565 code for a protein of 173 amino acids. NCBI's taxonomy places the organism in Eukaryota, Metazoa, Arthropoda, Insecta, Diptera, Culicidae. The transcript has 3 exons.
CAAUUGUAUCCAAUUUAUAUCAGUUGAGGAUCAGAUCGAGAUAAUGUCGGAGUGGAACAUGUUUGUCCUUUGGAAGCUCACAACGCUGCUGGUGCUAGCUACGACGGGGCUGUGUUCGCAGUCAGGUGACCACACCAGCAUCGGAAGCGACACCACGCUUGAUUCAGUUGUACCACUGCAGCAUAAAUCAAUACCCCGGGAUGGGGUCCAUCAGCGACGAUAUCAUCGGGGUCAAUUGCCACCGAGCGCUGAAGUGAGGAAAAAACGUGAUACCACCGACAGUGAAUGGAGUGUCUCGCUGUGGGAAUGGCUCACCGGCCGUGAUAAGCCGGACAGUUGCGUGAUGGUGUCCGUAGGUGGCGUUAUCGGUGGCGGUGCCUUGACGGGCGCAUUCGUCGGGGCCGGCAUUGGGAGCAUUUUUACCGGUCCGGGAACGGUGGUGGGUGCAGUCGUUGGAGGAGUGGUGGGAAUCUUUGGCGGAAUCAGCGUUGGUCACAAAGCGGGUGCGGCCGCCUGUGAUAGUGACUGUGGAACCCAUCUGAACAAUAUUCAUUGUUACUCAUAAAGUUGAUGAAGGUCAAUAUAGAAGCAGCGCUUGAAGUAACGAGUUUUUUUCUGCACCUUCUCUACGAAUCGUACUGCCAGAUACCUUCAAGAUACAAUAUGGUUACAAUGAGAAGUUGAUGAAUGGUGUGCGAAUAAAAUGGGAUUGCAGUGGCUAUGCAGCGCAGCAAGUGUGUUUUCCCGGAGUAGAACAUGAGUUACAAAAGCUUUUUCCCCGGUUAGAGCCAGUAUGAAUGGACUCCCCGCAAUCAGUUGCACACCCUAGUCGCUUCGGUCGAAGCGAUACAUAAAACAUAAGGGGUUGUAGAUUACUUUCUGAAGUAAUAUUUUUCUGUUACUUUUAUUUAUUGCGAUGGAGCGUACAUGGUAACAUAAAUAUUGCACAUAAUUUCUGUAUGUUUUAUGGAGACGUGGAUUUCAUUACUCCAACCACGCAAACAUGCGAGUUUUUUUUGGUGUGCAUUUUGGUCGAGCGGCUGAGUUACUACAAUUUGUUUUCAUUUGCAGUGCUUGCACUUUUUUUUCAGUGUGAAGGAAUGACGGUUUGAUAUUAUCGCAUGAAAUUUAACAUGAAAUUUGAAUGCAGUACUCCGUGAAAUAUGACACAAAUUAAAUGAUUAAAAUUGGCUCAAUUUAUAAUAUUAAUGGAUACAGAGCGAUCUUCUCUUUUCGUGAUGUAACUGCUGGUGAUUUAGCUGUAUUUGUCAGAAAUUAAAUUCAAGAACUAUCAGUUACUAGUCAGUUUUCGAUGUUUUAGGUGUUCAUCGAACGCCCUCUUUUGACAUUAACAGAUUUUAUGACUUCCUGAAGAAUAAAUUAAAUCGAGAUCCAAAUCAAGAUCAUACGUCAUUGUAGGUGAGGUGAAUGUUCCUAUGAAUUUGUCUGGUAAUAAUAUAGUAGUUUGUUAUAGCAAUCUCUUACUUUCGUUAGGUUUUAUAUGUGGCAACACGUUUACUACACGCAAUGUGAGUAAUACUAUAUUGGACCAUGUUGUAUGCAGAAUCAUAAACGUGCCAAACAUUCGGGAUACUGUUUUGUCUGGUCUUAGUGAUCACUCAAUGAUUGUACCUUCGUUAAGACUAAACGGUUGCAGUGUCACAACAAAACUGAAAAAAUACGAUUGUAGACUACAGGGUGGCGCAUAAGUCACGCAUCCGAUUUGCACAACAAAAAAUUUUGUAUAAAAAAAUGUCUCACGAUACAAAAUCUUUAUUCUCGAAUAAAAAAAAGAUACAAAUUCGACAACUGAACCGCUUAGGAACCAACACGCUUGAUAGUUGCAGCGCGAUCGUUAUUUCUUUUCCUUCAGAGAGCGUUGCGUGACUUAUGCGCCACCCUGUAUAAUAAACUAAACACGCGCUACUCUAAUUUCUUGGAAACAGUGAGUUGUGGGCAAAGCGCAGAAUUGUGUUUGACAAAUAUCUCGUAGACGUACAAUGUAUUGUUAGCACAAUGUCCCAGAACCAUUCUGCUUGAAGUCAACACCAAAGAAUACGCUUGUCCUUGGAUGUCAUUUGAUCUUUGAAAAUUGUUGAAAAUUAAGGAGAAAUACUCGAAAAAGGUUAAACGCCGUCCAAAUCUACAAUAAAAGCACAACCAUAUUUCAAACAAAAGUUCAAGCAGAGAAAAGACAAAUAAAAAAGCAUCUUUCCUACAAUUAUUAAACAGUACGAAUCAUUUAGGGAUGUGCAAAACAGUUAAUUCCAUUUUUUGGGCGAUCCAUAACCAGAGAUCUAAUCAAGCAAACGGUACCAAAUUUGGCAUGAGGAGGUUUUUGGGGGCAAUAAAUGCUUCUCUGGUAAUUUUAAUACAAUUGUAUCCGUAUGAUUUUGUACAAAAUUCCCUAACACGGACUACAAGAACAGGCACCGUGGCGUAAUCAACUUUGACGAUGCAAGCAAGUUGCGAGGAAUUCAGAUGUGAUUGACUCUUGUCAGGGCUACCAAAUAUUUGUACUAAAGAGUACUUAUUUCUUCAAUUUCUGUAGUGCAUGCGUGGUUCCCUAGCGAUUGUCAAGGAAGUGGAGGGAGGGAUGAAUCAGGAUUCACUGUGAUGAUAAGAGAUGUCAACCUUCCUGAUAUUUCAGAAUUUUCCAGACUUUUUGGCACGUUCCCUGAUAUUAUGUCAAUUUUUAUAAAUUUUAUACUUUUUACUUUAUCGAAAUGAAAAAAUAUCCAUAAUAAUUAUACAAAGUUUUCCUGGUUGUAAAUAAGAACUGUCAUAAAAGCCUACAUAAAAAAGCUCUCCGGUCCACACUUGUAUAAUGUUUAAUCUUUUUUCGUUCAUUAUCUAUCUAUUCUAAAACGUUUCGAGUCAACGAAGAUACACUGUUGGUAUUUAUGAAAGCUUGAAGAUGGCGCGAAAGAAAGAUACCCUAUCAGAUUAGCACGCUCGUAUGCGGCUUCAAAUCGUUAUGUUUAAAAAAACAUUACUUGAGGUUUUAGAAUGCUUGAAAGACGUAGUCCAAACUCUCACUUAAACUUUUGUCUAUAUAUAUUUCCUGUUAUUUGUUUUUGUUUAAUACUUGUCAUCAUUUGCGAAAA